Messenger RNA from Coffea eugenioides, 4386 nucleotides. RefSeq names its product DNA ligase 6. Bases 40 to 4314 code for a protein of 1424 amino acids. The transcript has 19 exons. Gene Ontology annotation, molecular function: DNA ligase (ATP) activity; DNA binding; ATP binding. Gene Ontology annotation, biological process: DNA biosynthetic process; DNA repair; lagging strand elongation. NCBI's taxonomy places the organism in Eukaryota, Viridiplantae, Streptophyta, Magnoliopsida, Gentianales, Rubiaceae. The record is from RefSeq and is a predicted model, not a curated record.
UGGAAACCACCGUCCGCUUAUGACCACCGACAAACCGCCAUGUCUUCAACUGUGCUCGAAAGCCAAUCCCUAACCCUUGACUCCACCACUCGCUACCUGGGCGCUCACACCACCGUCUCCUCUCAACCGCCGCCCAUUUCCCACCCCCUCCCCCCGCUUCCUUCCUCACUUCCCCAACCCAAACUCAUUCCUAAAACCCGCUUUAUCAUCGACGGUUUCAAACACGCCGGUGACUUCUCCGUCUCUUACUUCCUUUCUCACUUCCACUCUGAUCACUACACCGGGCUCAACCCCUUUUGGUCGAAAGGCGUCAUUUAUUGCUCCUCCGUCACUGCCCGCCUUCUUAUUGAAGUCCUCAAAGUCCCCUCGGCCUUCGUUGUUGCAUUGCCCCUCUCCGAACGGUUUCUGAUAGACGGAUGUGAGGUUGUCCUCGUUGACGCCAACCAUUGUCCCGGGGCAGUUCAGUUUUUGUUUAAGGUUCCAGUUAAUGGAGGUAAAUUCGAGAAAUAUGUUCAUACCGGUGAUUUUCGCUAUUCUGAUUCCAUGAAAUUGGUACCGUUGCUAAGUGAAUUCAUUGGUUCUGAUGCUGUGUUUUUGGAUACUACCUACUGUAACCCGAAAUAUGUCUUUCCGGGACAGCAGGAGUCAAUUGAAUACAUUGUUGGGGUUAUAGAGAGAGUUGGAGCUGAAAAUGAGGGUAAGUUGAAGAAUGUUUUGUUUCUUGUUGCUACUUAUGUUAUUGGGAAAGAGAAGAUUUUGCUGGAAAUUUCACAGAGGUGUAAGAUGAAGAUUCAUGUCAACGCCAGGAAAAUGGCUGUUUUGAGUGUUCUGGGGUUGGGGGAGUGUGGAGUGUUUACUGAGGAUGAGACGGAGAGUAAUGUUCAUGUUGUUGGUUGGAAUGUGUUGGGCGAGACUUGGCCGUAUUUUCGACCUAAUUUUGUUAGCAUGAAGGAAAUUAUGAAGGACAGAGGGUAUUCUAAGGUUGUGGGAUUUGUUCCGACAGGAUGGACUUAUGAAGUGAAGAAGAAUAAGUUUGCGGUGAGGACAAAGGAUUCAUUUGAAAUACACCUUGUGCCUUAUAGUGAGCAUUCAAAUUAUGAUGAACUUAGGGAGUACAUAAAGUUUUUGAAACCUAAACGUGUUAUACCUACAGUGGGCAUUGAUGUGGAGAAACUUGAUGGUAAACAUGCAAAUGCACUUCGAAAACAUUUUGUGGGUUUGGUUGAUGAGAUGGCUGCUAAGGAAGAAUUCUUGAUGGGUUUCCACCAAAAGGCCAAGGAGGGGGUUGGGAAGGAUGACAAUGCUGGUUCUUCAGCGCCAACUGUUUUGUUAAAGCAGGGGAGUGAGGAUAUGUUGUCCGUAAUUGAAUGCAGCAAAAAUAUUGAGAACGAUGAUGUUUUAAACUCUUCACUUUCUAAGGAGGGAAGUGCUUCACAUGAUAUUGAGAUUGUAAAUCAAGAGGACAUAGAGGAAUCUACACAAGAACUUUGUGACUGUUUACCCAGCUGGGUCACUCGAAGUCAGAUGUUGGAUUUACUCAACAGCUCAGGAAGAAAUGUAGUUGAAGCGGUUUCCCAGUUUUAUGAACAUGAAACUGAGUUUUAUGAGCAAGUUGCUUCAAACAUAUCCUCUGCAUGUAAAUCUCCCUCAAACUCAGAAUUAGUAGAGUGCAAAUUGCCAGCUAAGUCAACAGAAGGUUUAUUUGCAUCGUCUGCUAAACUAAGUGGAGUUGAAUCUGGAUUGCCUUAUAAAUGCUGUCCUGAUAAUAUGCUUUCUAAAACUCAGGAUAUAUCUUUUAGAGAAAGGCUUAAGCUACCAAGAACUAUUAACCCAAGUAAGAGUGGAAGUUCUCCAGGGAAGAGGAAGAGAACUCCUGAAAAUAAAACAAGCAAAAAAGCUAAAAGGAAAACAAUUCCGGAGUCAAAUGGGCCAAAACAGCAUACUAUAACAAAGUUUUUCCAAAAAUUAGUCCCUUCUGUUUCUCAAGCUGAAGACAUUGUAGCUGCAUCUGGGCAUUCUCAUGAUGAUGAUGCUGUGAUGUUAAAUCACUGUACUGAGAGAUACAAAGUCGAGGUGGAUCAGUUUAUUCAGAUUGUGAAUGGCGACAACGCAUUAAGAAGGCAUGCUGCUGAGAUCUUGGAGAAGACAAAAGGAGAUGUUAAUGUGGCACUAGAUAUCUAUUUUAACAAUUCUGGUGGUAGUAUCAUGGAGAAAAAAGUCAGCCUGUCAGAGAGAAUUAAUGAGUUCCAGAUUCAACCGUCAAAAGGGAAUAGCUCUUCUGACCAAUGUGCUCAGACGUUAGAGGGAUUGACAUGUGAGACUGUCACAUCUUUAACUGUACAACCAACAGAUAAUGUAGCUGUGAAUUACGUAUCGUUACUGCCUGAAAAAUAUUCUCCCAUUGAGCAUGCUUGCUGGAAAAAGGGGGAGCCUGCCCCAUACCUACAUCUUGCACGAUGUUUUAAUCUGCUUGAGGAAGAAAGGGGUAAAAUAAAAGCUACAUCGAUGCUUUGCAAUAUGUUUAGGAGCUUGCUGACCUUGUCUCCAGAAGAUGUGUUACCUUCUGUGUACUUGUGUACCAACAAGAUUGCUCCUGACCAUGAGAACAUGGAACUUAAUAUUGGUGGUAGCAUUGUUGUAGCAGCAUUGGAAGAUGCUUGUGGGACAAACAAAUCUAGAGUGCGUGACUUGUAUAACAGCCUAGGUGAUCUUGGUGAUGUUGCUCAGCUUUGUCGAACAACACAACCACUACUUGUUCCUCAUGCUGGGCUUACUGUUCGAGGUGUCUAUUCUGUUCUUCGAAAGAUAAGUUUACAAACAGGUAGUGGAAGCACAGCUCGGAAGAAAAACCUUAUAGUGAAUCUUAUGCGUUCAUGUAGAGAAAUGGAGAUGAAGUUUCUUGUCAGGACCUUGGUUAGAAAUUUGCGUAUUGGAGCGAUGAUGAGAACUGUUUUGCCUGCAUUAGCACAAGCUAUUGUAAUAACCUCCAGUGAAGGACCUGUUGAAAAUUUGAAGGAUCAUCUUCAGUGCCUUUCUUCAGCUGUCGUUGACGCUUAUAACAUACUUCCUCAUUUGGAUUUACUAAUACCCAAAUUAAUGGAGAAAGGAGUUCAAUUUUCUUCAAUGGCUUUAUCAAUGGUUCCUGGCAUACCCAUCAAGCCAAUGCUUGCAAAGAUUACUAAUGGAUCCCCUCAGGUUCUGAAGCUCUUUCAAAACAAAGCCUUGACGUGUGAAUAUAAAUAUGAUGGCCAGCGAGCCCAAAUUCACAGAUUAGAUAAUGGAUCUGUUCAUGUAUUCUCACGGAGUGGGGAUGAAACAACAACAAAAUUCCCUGAUUUAUUAGAUAUAAUUGGGGAAGCAUGCGGCUCUGCUUCAAUAACUUUCAUAGUGGAUGCAGAGGUAGUUGCAAUUGAUAGGAAGAAAAAUAUGAAGCUUAUGUCAUUCCAAGAAUUAUCUUCUCGGGAAAGAGGAAGUAAAGAUUCCAUGGUUUCUGUAGGAAAAAUAAAGGUUGAUAUUUGUGUUUUCAUCUUUGAUAUUAUGUUCGCGAAUGGGAAGCAGUUGUUGAGCCUUCCCCUUCGCCAAAGACGGAUGCAUUUGAAGGACUUGUUUGGUCAGGAGAGACCAGGUUAUUUGGAGUAUGCAAAAGAAAUUACGGUGGAGGCAGAAGAUGCUUGUCCAAAUAAUGAAGCCACAUUGACCAGGAUGAAUUGUUUUCUUGAUAAUGCAAUCCAUUCCUCCUGUGAAGGAGUCAUGGUUAAAUCUCUUGAUGUGGAUGCUGGAUAUACUCCGUCAAAGCGUUCUGAUGCAUGGUUAAAGGUGAAAAGAGAUUAUGUGGAAGGUCUAAGUGAUUCGUUGGAUUUAGUCCCUAUAGGUGCUUGGCACGGGAAUGGAAGAAAAGCAGGAUGGUACAGCCCUUUCCUUAUGGCCUGCUACAAUCCUGAUACGGAAGAGUUCCAGAGUGUAUGCCGUGUCAUGUCUGGGUUUUCAGAUUCCUUCUACAAAGAGAUGAAAGAUUUCUUCUCUGGGGACAAAAUCCUUGCAAAGAAGCCUUCUCAUUAUCGAACUGUGGAGGUGCCUGAUAUGUGGUUUGCUGCAGAAUUAGUGUGGGAGAUCAGGGGUGCAGAUUUCACAGUCUCCCCUGUUCACCAUGCAGCCAUUGGUUUAAUUCAUCCGUCCCGUGGGAUCUCAGUCAGGUUCCCCAGAUUUGUUGGAUCUGUAUCUGAUAGAAAUCCUGAGGAAUGUAGCACAUCUGCAGAUAUAGCAGAAAUGUUCAAUUCUCAAACUCGAAAGAUGAACCUCGACAAAAUAGUUUGAGCUGAGCUUUUGUAUCACUGUAGAUGGAUAAGCUUUUUGUAUGAUGUAGCAAUAUAAACAAGAUUCCUUCCA